Molecule: messenger RNA, 1287 nt
Organism: Helobdella robusta
Lineage: Eukaryota; Metazoa; Annelida; Clitellata; Rhynchobdellida; Glossiphoniidae
Exons: 6
Coding region: 1-1287 (428 amino acids)
Source: RefSeq, a predicted model, not a curated record
AUGUUUCAAUCGAAUAAAAUUUUGUUUCCGCCGAGUGCAAGUCCGUUCCACGACAGCAUCACAUCUCAUGGUAACACUAUUUCUAACAAUGCCAACACCAACAACACUGCUACUAUAAAAUUCUUACAAUCGACUCCAUCCGGCAUACAGGAAUAUUUUAUUCACCACCCUGUUGCUGUUGAUAAAGGGCCGGAUGUCGUUAAUGAGAACUUUCUGCAGAAUUGUGUGAAUUCCACUUUAUCACAACUACAACAUGAAGAACAACAAUUUAUACAGCAACUAAACAGCCACAACUACACACGACCAGACAUUUUAAAUUGUGAUCGUAAUGACAGAAAUGGUGUAGUUAAUGUUUGCAACAACGUCAAUAAUAAUUUUUUUCAGUUUCAUAGGGGCUCCAUUGGCAACCAAGGCAUAAGGAACAACGUUGUUGAUCCUAAUUCUUUGGCAAGGAUGCUUUCUCAGAUGAAUGCCAAACGAAAGUCCGAUGAUCCAGACUCUCCUGUCCCGUGUAAAGUUCGAGUAAAUGAGGAAAAAAUGUCUGCCUGCAUGAACGACCUCAACCUAAACAACAAAAAUAAUAAUAAUUUCUGUAAUAAUAAUAAUAAUAAUAAUGAUAAUAAUAUUAGUUACUAUAAUAACAAUAAUAGUAAUAAUAAUAACUAUUAUGAUUAUAGUGAUAUGGGUGAAAGUGAUUUCAGUAAUAAUAUUAAUAACAACAAUAAUUGUUAUAAAAGUAAUAAUAAUAAUUGUUCUGGUGGCAAUAGUAGCAGUGGCUCUGAUUUUGAAUCUGCCUGGUUCGCAAUGGAAGAGGUCAAUCGAAUUAGAAAUCUCUCAGAGGAGGCUGCUGCAAAAGGUGCCAGGUUGGAAUUUCUCAGCGACAUGAAGCUUGACUUUAAGAAGAAUGAUAUCUUGCCUAAAGCUGUUGUUGAUGAAAUAGUGAAGCCAGGAUUGCAGCUUGUUUUGUGGAAAGCUCCAGGAAGUGACGUCUUCAACGAGAUCAAAGGCUACCUCGAAAAUUCAAAGACUGAAAAUAAUGCAAAGACUUCAGCAAAUGAGAAAAGGAAUGGUGAAGAGAAUAUCGAUGGUGGUGCUGGUGGUAAAAAAUUUCUGGCAUCAAAGGGUGUCACAAAUGACUACAGCUUUGACAUUGAUCUGGAUGACAUUGACUACGAUUUAAACCCAAAUGAUACAAAAUCUGCCUUUCGAGGUUUCAUCUGCCCCUCCGAUGUUCCACUACCAGAUGAGGUGGAUUUUGAUAGCAUUGAAGAUAUGAUAGUAUCCUAA